GACGGUUAGCCAGGUCGGACCAACUCUCUUGACUUGAACCCAACAGAAAACCAACAAAACUAUCCUUUAUCCUCUUCACCCAAUACACGUCAAUUUUUUUUACCGUGUUUUUUUGCCGUUGUUUCCCACUUGGUGUGUGUGUGUUUUGUUUGGCUUACUUGAUUGAAAUUGAGACAACCAGGACAUCAUGAUUGUCAACAUGCCCGUCAAUGGCACGGGCAGUGCAUCCAGCCCCACAUCGAAUCCCAGCAACAACAACAACAACAAAAGCAAUGCCACCAAUCAAAAUAAUAAUAAUACCACUAAUAAUGGUGAUUAUAAUUUCCUGAAGCGCAAGUACGAUGAUCAGGAGGAACUGGCCCUGGGACAGGAUUACGAGCCCAUCGAGGGCAAUCCCUGGAAGAAACGGCAUCUGGACUACGAUGUUGCCGGGGAUCUGCAAUUCCAUUUGCAACUGGAACAGAACCCUGGAAACAGUAGUAGUAAACCACCUGCCCAAUCCACAACGUCCUUUAUCAACGAUCUGUUUGCAUACGAUAGCAGUCUUUUGGUGCCCGCUGCCGCCGGCUAUUCGCAUUGUCCUCCAUCGAGUGCUCCUUUGGAGGACAAUGGCGGCUGGACGGGUGGUGAGCUCCUGGAGCUGGAUCAUCGCUAUAACUCCGGCUUGCAGGCGGAGUUGGGUCAACUGAAUGCCACUCUGCCGCCGCCACCAUCAUCGCAGAACAACGCACAGCAGAACCCACAACAAAACCCCAAUCCUGGCCACAGUCCCAACCCGAAUAAUCCAAACUUCCUGGUGCCGCAGAAGCAGCGGAUAUUGUCGGCCGGCCGACGCACUUCCUCCGGUUCGGCGAGUGGGGGUAACGAAGUCGUGGAGGCGGAUUUCGAGGAUAAGAACCUGUCCUGGCUGCUCAACUUCAAGUUCGAUGAGUUCCCGCACCUGUCGCCGCACAACCAGGCUCACGGACACGCCGUUAAUUUGCCGGAGGGCAGUGUUCCUCAAACCAAUCCUCCUAAUUCCACGGCGAUUAGCACAUCACCCUGCAGUUCCGCCUCGCCCACAUCCGCCUCCGUAUCUGCCGCAUCCGCCACGAACUCGAAUCAUUCCCUGGGAUCGGGGAUGAUGGAUCAACGGGCCAGAUCGCCCAAGAGCAGCUGCUCCAAUGGGGCGAUGCCAACGGGCGGCGGAGGAGGAGGCUGCUCCUCUGGAGCUCCAGCUCCUUCAGGCGGCUCCACCAAGACGGGACGCAAGUUCGAGGAGCUGGUGAUGGAGGUCACCUCGGAGCUGGACGGAAACGACAUGAUCGUCGCCGAGCACGUUGUCGUCGAGGAUACAUCUUCCAAGGCGCCAAAGAAACCACCGUUCACCUACACGGAGCUCAUCGAAUACGCCCUCGAGGAUAAGGGUGAGCUGACUGUGUCGGGCAUAUACCAAUGGAUAUCCGAUCGCUUUCCGUACUACAAAUCCAAUGAUGACCGCUGGAAGAACUCGGUGCGACACAAUCUGUCGAUUAACCCACAUUUUCGAAAGGGUGUAAAGGCGCCCCAAGGAGCCGGUCACCUUUGGGCGAUUUCCAGCGGUGAUUCGGCGGAGAAUGUCCUGGCCUGGGAGCAUAAGAAGCAACGCUUGGACUUGUUCUUCAAAAUGGAGUCCAUAAAUCGGGAGCGCAUACAACAGCACCAGCAACAACAGCAACUGCAACAGCAACAACAACAUCAGCAGCAACAGCAGCAGCAGCAGCAACACUCGCCGCAGCAACAUGCCACACUUCAGGCGACACAGCAGCAACAUGCAACACAGGCCAGCAGUUGCUUGUACGAUGAGGCGGCGGUGGCUGCGGCCACUCUCACGCAGGAAAUGAUGUCCAGUGGUGCAGGAGGCGGUGGGAGCGAGGCAUCCCAGCAGCACCACCACAACCACCAGAGCCACCAGAACCACCACAAUCAUCACCACCAAAGACUGCUGCCCUUCAAUGAUCUGCUGAGCGACGAUGAGCUGCGAAAGACGGCGGGUCAGAUCCUGAAUGGAAUCCAUCGCGAGGUGGAAGUCCAGUCGGUCAACUCCAUCAUCAGCACUUACCACGAUGUCCUGCUGGAUAAUGACUACCUCAAUCCCAUACACAAGGAUGUGGUGGUCACGGAAAGUGUCCUUCGGCAGCAACAUGGAAACUUGGGCGGCGGCAGUAACAAUCAUCUGGGUGGAAAUGGCCACAUGGGCGGAGGCAGUUCGCAGUACUAUAUCACCGAAAUUGAUCCCAUGGAGCUGGGCAUUCAGAUGUCGCACCAGGUGGAACCCUCCGAGGAGGAGGUGCUCUUCAGCGAUGAGUUCAACCUCAACUACUUUGGGUAUAAUACCGGGAGCGAUAUCGUCGCUUGACCGCGCAGACAACAAACGACAGCUCCUCAAGCUCCAGCUCCUGCUCCCGCUCAGCCAAGCAAUUGAAAAACAUAUCCUGCUCGAACGAUCCUGCUCCAUGCCAUGACAAACAAUCGUAAUUGUAGCCGAUCUACUCAUAAGCCAACUCUAAACGAAUACUAGUCACACUUAAAAACGAAACAACUCUAAUACAUGUAACCACCUAACCCCCCAUUUACCAUUUACCAAUUAGCCCCUAUGUAUAGUCUAGUCUUGAGUGUACCAAUGUGCCCCAUUCCCCUUUUUUUUGUCUAUACUUUAGUUGAAUACUUAGCCGAUAAGUAGCUUGCUAGCAUUAAGUAUCCGUAUAACUAUGUAUCUAUCUGCAGAUCUAACAUACAUAAUUUAGCUCUUGCUCUCGUCUCCGAAUAUAGUUAAGUGUUUUUACAUGUAGCCGAAUAUCCGUAAAUAAUACCAGACAGAAUGAUCUCCUCUCCUCUAACAUGUUAAAAAAAUAGGGCUAGAGAGCAGAGAAAGUACUACGUAUCCUAGUGCCCAAUCCUUACCAA
Molecule: messenger RNA, 2925 nt
Organism: Drosophila rhopaloa
Lineage: Eukaryota; Metazoa; Arthropoda; Insecta; Diptera; Drosophilidae
Gene: fd3F
Product: alpha-protein kinase 1
Exons: 5
Coding region: 188-2377 (729 amino acids)
Biological process (GO): regulation of DNA-templated transcription
Cellular component (GO): nucleus
Molecular function (GO): cis-regulatory region sequence-specific DNA binding; DNA-binding transcription factor activity
Source: RefSeq, a predicted model, not a curated record